Funneliformis geosporum is the source of this 175-nucleotide messenger RNA. The record is from the annotation of a GenBank genome assembly. Lineage: Eukaryota; Fungi; Glomeromycota; Glomeromycetes; Glomerales; Glomeraceae.
UCAGCCUGGUUUAUAUUACCGUUAUACUAAAAGUAAAAGGUUAAGUUUUAGUUAUUUUGACUAUCCGGAUAAACAAGGAAAGUAUUUUGUGGAAGUAGACGAUAAAAUUACCAUUACUCCUUAUGAAAUUGAGAAGGAUAGUGAAUUAUCUGAAACUGAAAAAACCAAAUCGGAG